This is a messenger RNA of Eupeodes corollae, 3093 nucleotides long. RefSeq names its product cytokine-like nuclear factor N-PAC (gene Ndf). The transcript has 10 exons. NCBI's taxonomy places the organism in Eukaryota, Metazoa, Arthropoda, Insecta, Diptera, Syrphidae. Gene Ontology annotation, molecular function: NAD binding; NADP binding; oxidoreductase activity, acting on the CH-OH group of donors, NAD or NADP as acceptor. The record is from RefSeq and is a predicted model, not a curated record. The coding region runs from base 460 to 2082 and encodes 540 amino acids.
AGGAAGCAAUAAGUAAACCGAAACUAGUGUCAGAUCCAGUCCUGAGAAUUUUCAUUAUUUUCCAACGAAAUUCUUAUCUUUUACAAACAGUUUUAAAUAAACGAAUUAUUGUUUGAUUAAUUAUUUUAUGAUCUUAUCAUUUUACAUUUUUAAAUUAUUUCCAAUUUAGAAAAAUAAUAAACGAAAAAAUAAAGAAAAUUCGAAUAAAUUUGUUAAGGCGAGACAGAUAGAGCUACUACAAACGCAAAGCAAAGAAAAGAAUAAAACAGAACGAAAACGAAUCUGACUUGUUCUCUUUCUUUCCUCCACUUAACAAUUUCUCGCUUUAUUUGGCUCCUCAAAGUGUUCCGAGUGGGUUGUCGUUCGUCGUUCGUCGUUGUGUAGCAAAUAGAAAAAGAAGAAAUUUUAUUUUUAAUAAAAUUAAAAAUUGCUCGCAAACGCAAAGCAAAAUCUAAAAUAAUGUCCGAACCAAUUAUUUACAAACCCAAAGAUUUAAUAUGGGCCAAAAUGAAGGGAUUCACACCCUGGCCAUCAAUGAUCGUUGAACCCCCAGAAGAGAUGCUACAUCAGCCCCGGAGGAAUGUUCCGUGCAAAUGUGUUUUCUUUUUUGGUUCUAGAAAUUACGCAUGGAUUGAAGAGCAUAAUAUCAAACCAUUUGAAGGUCCAUACAAAGAUGAGCUAAUGCGCCCAAACAAGCCAAAUUCCUUUAAAUUAGCUUUGCAAGAAAUUCUAGCUUACAUCGAUAAUCCUGUCGAUAUUGAUGCUGAAAUAAAAGCAGCUUCCGUUGCAUCUGCUCCCAACUACACAAGCGAUGCUGAUUUCGAUAAGAUACGCGAUGGUCUUGAAACAGCCGAUUCCACCAAUGACCUGGGCGAACCACCAAAACCGCCUAAAAAGCAAACAAAAGCUAAAUCUCGUGCAAAGUCCUCCAUAUCGGCAACUAAAUCGGCAGCAGCAGCAGCAAAACGCCGUGGCAGUGCAAGCAAAGCAUCAGAAAGCAAAAGGAAAAGAGUCGAAUCAGAAGCCACAGAGGCCACAUCGUCACGUAGACGAGUAAAUGCGGAUGCUCUAUCGCAUAUUGGCAGUUUUUCGCGUCGUAAUAUGAGCUCAACAGUUGCUCUACUCGAUAGACCUAUCAUAAGUCGGCCAGAGGCACAAGCAAUCGAUAUGAAUGUUCGAUCGGCAACUUUGUCCGAGAGGGAUAUAACUCCAUCGAAUUUGACGUUUGGCUUCCUUGGUUUGGGUAUUAUGGGAUCAACUAUUGUUAAGGAUUUAAUAUGCACAGGACAUAAGGUUGUUGUAUGGAACAGAACUAUGUCAAAGUGCAAACCAUUCGCUGAAGCUGGUGCCGAAGUUAAAGAGACCCCAAUGGACGUUGUUGAUGCGGCGGAUAUUACAUUCUGUUGUGUAUCAGAUCCAAAAGCAUCAAAAGAUUUGGUAUUUGGCAAUUGUGGUGUUUUACAAGGUAAAGACCUUAACAACAAGGCAUACGUAGAAAUGUCCACCAUUGAUCCAGAAACUUCACAAGAUAUCGCUGAAGGUAUUGCACAAUGUGGAGGAAGAUACCUGGAGGUUCAAAUCCAUGGCACAAGGCAAGAAGCUGAAGAUGGUAUGCUAAUAAUUUUAGCUGGUGGUGAUCGUACUGUUUUCGAAGAAUGUCAUUCGUGCUUUAAAACCAUCGCCAAAAAUACGUUCUUCUUGGGGGAUGUUGGAAAUGCUUGUAAAGUUAACCUUAUUCUUCAAACGAUACUUGGUGUUAGUCUUGUCGGAUUUUCGGAAGCUUUAGCCUUGGCUGACCGCUUCUCCAUAUCACUCAAGGAUAUCAUCGAUAUAUUUGAAUUGACGUCUAUGAAAUCGCAACUUUUACUCGAAAAAGGAAAAGAAAUGGCGAAGGGUGACUUUAACCCACAACAGCCUUUAAUGCACAUGCAAAAAGAUUUGCGUUUAGUCUUGGGUAUGGCGGAGAACCUUGAUCAAUCAAUGCCCGUUACAGCUAUAACAAAUGAAGUGUUUAAACAUACAAAACGUCUGGGUUAUAGUGAACAUGAUUCCAGUGCUGUAUUUGUAAGAUCCAGGUUUUAACGUUUAGUUAAUCCUUAUGAUGAUUUAAACAUUUAUUUUUCCCAACACCAACACCAAACACUUACGACAACAACAACAACAGCAUUAGCAAUCCCAAGUCCUCCCCCCAAUCCAAAUGAUUCACCCAAUCAAGAACUUGAAAAACAAAUUGAAAAUCUUAAAUUUGAAAAUUAGGCAUACCACCUAUAAACAUUUAAUAAAAUCAUCAACAACAACAAAAAUUACACUGGCAAAUACACAAAAACACACACCCACAUAUAAAACAAACAAAAUAUAAACAAAUUCAUUUUAGUUAAAUUUUGAUUUAAACAAAAAAAAAACACACUUUUUAACUUUUUUAUUUCGCCUCUUUCUUUUUUUUAUUUACUAAUUUUUAUCCUUCUUACAAUUUCCUUUUUCAUAACAAAACAAAAACAAAAAUUAAACACAAACAAGUUAUCGUCAAAAAAUAAAUAUAAGGACAAACCCCAAGAAUAAAAGCGAGAAGGAUUUUAGACAAAAAUAUGAAGAUAAAGAAGAGACAAAAAUUUAAAUAAAAAAGUGUAUAAAAAUAAUAAAAUAUUUUUGGGGAACAAAAUUUAUGAAAAAAAAAAAAAAACAAAAAACAAAGAAAGAAAAAACCCUCGCUAGAAAUAUUUUACAUUAAAUAAUUAAUUUUUUUCUUUCUCCCUUGAAUCAUUUAUUAUGGAUGCAUUAUAUAAAUAAUUUACUAUAUAUUUAUAGCUUAAAACAAAAAGAAGAGAAAAUUAAUAAUUUUGUAUACUCUGUUACACUUUAUUGGUUUUUUUUUAAUUAAUUAUUAACGAAACGAAAAUUAAUAUACUGCGCAUUAUCAAUAAGAAGGUGUAAUGAACAGCAAAACGUACGUGCAUAUAAUUAAUAGAGAAAGACUAUGUAUCGUUUAAAUGGUUAAUUAUAUAUAUAUAUAUAAUCUGUGUAAAACACUUGCACCUCUUUUAAUAUGUUUAAUAAAUUUACUAUAUUUUUUUUUCAUUAAAAGAAUGUAAAGAA